Messenger RNA from Hemibagrus wyckioides, 945 nucleotides. Its product is annotated as interleukin-1 receptor type 2-like. The coding region runs from base 192 to 611 and encodes 139 amino acids. The transcript is spliced from 5 exons. Lineage: Eukaryota; Metazoa; Chordata; Actinopteri; Siluriformes; Bagridae. The record is from RefSeq and is a predicted model, not a curated record.
CUAAAAGUACAAACAAGUGGAUUAUGUUGCAGGAACAAUUUUCAAACAGGGGAUUUUUAUAAAGAAAAAUGACAAUAAUUAUGUUACGCCCGUAUUGAUGACGUCAUACACCCAAAAAGCAGAAGUCUUAAGGUCAGAAAGGCUUUAAAAGCUUCGGCGCUUCUCCGUGUUGAUGCUCUGAAGCCUGAACCAUGAUCUGGAUUCACUCCAUCACAGAAUCUGUCUGUGUGUAUCUCAGCGCUGUCAUGCUGAUCCACUGCUCUCCCACAGAUGCCUGUCACAGCAUCAGAGCACCGACCAUUGACAAGAUAGCGCACAAACGCCUAGCGAAUGGCUACAGACUCACCUGUAAAGUGAACCCUGGAGGACUGAAAGACGAGACGCUGGUGUACUGGCUGGCUGAUGGCGAUUUUAUAGAGAAAGUCUACAAAAACAUCAACGUGACCAAAACAGAGAGGAAGUCACCUGAUGGGAAAGAGUUCCUCCACACCAAGGUGGUGUUCACAGACGUUUCCCAGGAAGACUUCCACACCGUAUUCACCUGCGUGGCUCUGAGUCCUGUUGGGUUCGCCAAAAAAAAUGUUCUACUGAAGAAAGAUAGAAGGCAUUGACCGACCUAAUCAUGUUUAUAGUUUGUAGCAUUCAACAUCAAUCCAUUUCAUCCAAUAUAUUUUGUCUCUGUGACACAAAGCCAUUUACAGCUAAAAGAUUGCGUGUUUAUCUUUUAAAAAGAUCUUUUUAUGAAUCCUUUUAGGAUGCUGUUGUAUCUCUAAAAUUAUUUAUUCCUAUUGCACUCAGAUGAUAAUGCCUGGAUGAAGUUUAAAACUGUCUUAUACGUUGAACAAUGUGAAGUGAUUUUAAAGUUACAUUAUAUAUAAUAUAUAUAUACAUAUUGUGCUUUAUUUUAUUUUGCUAAAAUAAAAAAGUAUGAUUUAUGAAAGUGAA